ACAACAGAAAUCCUCCGUGUGUGUCGUUUUCCUCUCAAAUGUGACUGACUGCACAUUUAUUUCAUCAUGUCGCUGGACUUUUACUACGGAAGCUUCUAACUGGGUGGUUCUUUAUUCUGUCCAUAUAUUCGCCUAAAGCAGCGAGUGGCCAGUCAAGCCCCCGACUGCUGCUCGGACUGGUGAGGCGUGUUUAAUGCGGUGUUUAGGUCUGUGUGAGUGAAGCCUUUGGGUUGAACUCUGUAAUUUCACAUGGAUUGGAGGCAAACCUUCUAGACAAACGUGUCAUGAGUGCACACAGAUGGACACGUUUGUGUGUGCGAAGCUUUCUCUCAAACAGCGUUACAGCCUCCUUGGCACCAUUUGCUCGAAAACGGGUUUCAGAAAUCGGACGGUUCGACCUGACGCGAAGGUGCUGUUAUAAAGGAUGCAGAGGAGAAGACCUGCUGAGGAAUGAAGCAGUCCAGAGACACCUGCAGCGACUGCUGGGCGAGUACAGGUCUGUUUCGAGCAGCUUACAGAGCGAAGCUGUGAGCGAUUCUGAAAGAAGGCUGCUAAACCGAAGACUGGUCGAGCUGUCGUCGGUGGCAGACACGUUUCAGAGCUGUGAGAGGGCGCUGAAGGAGCUGGCAGAGGUGGAGGCUCAUCUGCAGAGUACCACAGAUGGAGAAACUGAAGACAGGCAGAUGAUGGAGCUCUUAAGAGACGAACAACAUGAAAUUGAGAAGAGAAUAAAGAAGUUAAAUAGAAAAUUGGUGCAGACACUGGUGCCAAGUGAUGCGCAAGAUGACAGUAGUGUAAUUCUAGAGGUUGCAGCAGGGAGAACUACCGGAGGGGACAUUUGUCAGCAGUUCACGCGGGAGAUAUUUGAUAUGUACCAGGGCUUUGCCAGCUAUAAAGAUUGGGACUUUGAAGUCUUCAGUUAUGCUUCGUCUGAUUAUGGAGGUCUUCACCAUGCAGCAGUGAGGAUUACAGGAGAGGAUGUGUAUCGCUGGUUGAAGUUUGAGGGUGGAACGCACAGGGUCCAAAGGAUACCGGAGGUGGGACUGUCAUCCCGCAUGCAGCGUAUCCAUACUGGAACCAUGACUGUUAUAGUUCUGCCUGACCCUAGUGAUGUCGACAUAGCCAUCGAUCCUAAAGACCUGCGAAUAGACACAUUUAGAUCAAGAGGAGCCGGUGGCCAGAGUGUCAACACUACAGACAGUGCUGUCAGGAUAGUUCACCUCCCCACAGGCACUGUAGCAGAAUGCCAGCAGUCCCGCUCUCAGCUACAGAACCGCGACGCAGCAAUGCGUGUCCUCAAAGCACGGCUUUAUCAAAACACCUUGGGCCGGCAGGUGGAAGAGAGACACACAGCACGUAAACAGCAGGUGGGAACUCGAUCACAGUCGGAAAGAAUACGGACUUAUCAUUUCAGCCAGGACAGAGUGACAGACCACCGGAUUGGCUAUGUUACCCGUGACAUAAAGGAGUUUAUGAGUGGUGGUGAGCUGCUGGAGGACCUGGUAUUGGAGCUGCAGGAGCAUGCAGAGACAGAGGCCCUUCUGGAGUUGGUGAAGAACACCACAGAGUCGGAUAAUGCAGAUGGCGGUCAUGCAUAGUCGCAAGAUACUCUUUGUUUCAGGACUUCAAUUGUAGGGAAUUCUUUUUCUCUCUAUUAUGUGGAGACAUGGAGUUUAAUGACACACCUUUUUUGCACAUUUGUGAUCGCAUUGCACUGAUCCUGACUCUCUGGCACUGUGACUGAUAUCUCACCUGGGUCUCCCACUCAGAAGCUGACAACUGUUGCACAUUGCAAGUCUGUCAAAACAUCCAUUUAUGUGUAAGAGUAAGCAAGUACUAUUUUUGUCCAUAAAUUGCCUACGCUUUAAGAUUUGGUGGUGAACGUUGGACAAACAGCUGAAAACAUAUGUUCUGUUUCUGUUCAAAUAAAGGAUUUGUAACAUGAGUA
Pygocentrus nattereri (red-bellied piranha) is the source of this 1948-nucleotide messenger RNA. It is a transcript of the gene mtrf1, whose product is annotated as mitochondrial translational release factor 1. The coding region runs from base 285 to 1598 and encodes 437 amino acids. Gene Ontology annotation, biological process: translational termination. The transcript is spliced from 9 exons. The record is from RefSeq and is a predicted model, not a curated record. Gene Ontology annotation, molecular function: translation release factor activity. Lineage: Eukaryota; Metazoa; Chordata; Actinopteri; Characiformes; Serrasalmidae.